UUUCCGGAUUCCAAAACCAACAUGUCUGCGCCCAUUAGAUAGAUGUGUGUAUGUGAACAUUUAUUUUUUUACCGACAAAUAGACACGUUUUAACAGCAACAUGUGUGCGUCAAUUAGUGAAGAGAAGAUGUUAACCCUCCAAAAACAAAUGAGGGAGAGUCAGGCAGACCUGGGCGACUUUCUCCAUGAUAUGGACAAAUGGGAAACUGAAGUAAAGAAGAAGGACGAAGUCCUGAAAAAAGGAAAACCUACAGAGCAAACUAAGCUUCCACCAGUUAGAAAUAGUUUAGAUAAGAAAAAGCGAAAAAAGAAAGGGAAGCCACCAGGAUCCGGAGAGGAUGAGAAAAAAAGAAAGGAGAAGAAAAAGCUCAGUGGCUAUGACUUCAGGGCAUGGGACAAGCUUGAUUAUGAUAAACUUUGUGAAGAGGCAGAUGAUGAGAAACAAUCAGCAGAAUCGUCCGAGUAUGAGACGGAUGAAGAGUGGGAAGUCGAAAGAAAGGAGCAACAAGCUCUUCUUGAAAAGGAUAGGGGUAAUGAGUUCUUUAAGAAGGAAGACUAUGCUAACGCGAUUGAGGCCUACAGUCGAGGGAUGGCCCUGGACGCCUGCAAUCCACUCCUCCCAGCCAACAGGGCCAUGGCACUUCUGAAACAGGAUAAGUUUGCAGCAGCAGAAGCUGACUGUCUGACUGCCUUAACCCUGGACCCCCUAUAUACCAAGGCUCACCUCAGAUUGGGCUCAGCAAGGUUUGGCCUCAGGAAAUACACACAAGCCAAGGAAACAUUUGAAAAGGUUCUUCUGUUGGAACCUCAAAAUAAAAAAGCCAAGUUAGAAAUUGAGAAGAUAGAAAAGGAGAUACUGAAGGAGAAGAUGGUCAGUCAGGUACAGCCAGUGACCUGUCCUGAUGCUGGACUGGUCAUGCCCAUCUCUAAACCUCCACACGAGCGGUCCAAGAAGCGGAUGAGGAGGAUCCACAUUGAGGAAGUAGGAUUAGAGGAGGAUUUGGAAAGGCAGUCGGCCAUUCACAAAGUCAAGGAGGAGCAGAGUGAUGUAAAGAAAACCAUCACAGCUAGGGAUGAUGUCAUGUUUGAAAAGUUUACUUCAAGUAGCCCGUCUUCUAUCAAUGAACAGUCCAGUUUCACUAAACCUGAGUCCACCAGUUCUGACAAAGACAAUAAAAAAGUUAUGAUUGAAGAGUUAACCAACGGUACCAGUGAACUUUCUUUAAACUUAUCAGAAAAAGUGAAGAAAGAGAAAGGUACUUCCAGUAAAUCUCAGAAAACUGCUGACAGUCCAUCUGGGUCACCUAGAGGCUCUGAUGGAGGGAGUGAAUCUGUUUCUCCAAGAAGCUUACAAACUCCACAAACAUCCUUCCAGUUCCAAUCAGAUUACAAAUCAUUAAAAAACGACCUUGAGAAAUUCUACGACUAUGUCAAGGCAAUUGAUCCGAGCAACUAUUUGAAGUUGUUUGGAGAAGCCCUAGAUGCUGAAAUCUUACUGAAGAUGUUAAUUGUAUUCCAACAGUAUUUUUUACGAGAUGGUAUCAUGGUUUAUCCUCAUCUGUGUCAACUUUCCGGUGUUAAGCGAUUUGAUAUGACUGUUAUGUUCUUCUCACGGAAGGAACAACAAGUUAUAAAAGAUUUACUGGAUACUGUUAAGAAAGAAGGACAUGCUUCAGAUGCUGACGUUGAAAAGCUGAGAAAGAAGUACCAAGUUAGCUGACCCACUAGAUCUGCUCUGACUGUUGAUGUAGUGUCUUGAAAAACAGAUCUAGAGUUUACAUCACCCGCACAAUCUGUGAUAACUAGAAAUGUUUAUGUUUCAAGCCUGAGAGAACAAACCAGUUUUCAUUACUUUCACAACAAUAAGUUUCUGUGUUUCAACUAAUUCUUUAAAUAUUUGUUUCAUUGGCUUUUACUUUAUAAAUAGUUUACCACAUUACUUUGCAUCACCAAAUAUAAUUAGCACAAAGACAAAUUGAUUUGUUAUUUUUUUGGUUAAAUUGUGAGGAUUGAAGUUCAUGAUAAACAUGUAAUAACCAACAACUUGAAUCAAGGGGCACUCAGAUUGGAAUAUAAUCCAAUAAAUACUUCUAAAACUGACAAAAUACGUUGUAAUACUGGCACUGUAAGGCCGAUACAAUUGUGACUAUUUAUAGUGGUUUGGCACUACAUACCGGUAUAUAUAGAGGAAAACAUAUAUACAUGGUUGAUUUAGGAAAGAAAAAAAAAUGACCUUGAAAUAAUUAUGUUCAGCAGUGAGUGAGUUGGUGAAUUAAACAAGAGUUUUACAAAUCUCAUCCAAUAUGCUGUCUGUCUAUUCUAGAUGGAUAUUUAUGGAUUUUAUUUUAAGGAUGAUUUCAUUAAAGCAUUUUGAUUGACUGCAUAAUAUCAUGCAAUUUAUACUUUGUGAUAUUAAAAAAAAA
Molecule: messenger RNA, 2423 nt
Organism: Mizuhopecten yessoensis (Yesso scallop)
Lineage: Eukaryota; Metazoa; Mollusca; Bivalvia; Pectinida; Pectinidae
Product: RNA polymerase II-associated protein 3-like
Exons: 10
Coding region: 101-1720 (539 amino acids)
Molecular function (GO): protein binding
Source: RefSeq, a predicted model, not a curated record